AGUCGGCCCUGUUUGUGAAUGAAUGGGGUUCGUCCUGUCAGCUGUCAACGGCGUCGGGGAGCCACUUGACCCCUGCUGCAUCCUUCCACCAGUGGACAAGCCAGGUUGCGGCUCGUGCGCCUCUCUCUGUGUCCAGACCUCUUUGAUGGAGCCGUUCAGUUGCAGGACCAACACUUCUGCGCGCCACUUUUCUUAGCCGCUGCGAAAAGAAAAAAACGUCGCAAAGAUCGGGAAGAUUGUACCCAUUCUGUGCCAUUGCACCUGCCCGAGCCAACAACAACACGAGAAAGAAAAACAACCGAGAAAUCUUUCUAAAAUGGGUGGUGGUAACGGAGCCAAGGCAGCGCAGAAGCGCGCCCGGAACGACAAGAAGGCCGGUUCGAAGGCUGUCUCGCAGCUGAAGACGAACACUGCUGCAAUGAGCAUCAUUUGCAAUCAGUGCAAGCAGACCUUCCUCUCGACUUCUCGCGAACCUCAACUUACCCUUCACGCCGUAAACAAGCACAACGCGACGCUGCCGCAGUGCUUCCCCGAGUUCGCGGCCGCAACCAAAUGAUCGGGUCAGCCACACUGCCGUAGAUUCACGAUUAGACACGAGUUUUACGAGGAAUGGGCGGGGAGUGGGGAGUCUUGGGUUAUUGAGAAGGCGUAGACGGAAGGCGUUGACAGUCGGGUUUCCUAGCGAGUCGACAGUAUCUAGUUGACCUCUUGCAUGUGAUGGGCCAGCGACGGAGUACAGUUACCGAAGAUGCGGAGCCGACAGAGGGUCCAACAUACUCCACCGUGCUAACCAGACCCAAAGUCCGUCGGAGUGUGGUUCAGAGAGAUGCUUGCUUGCUUGCUACCUUGCCUGCCCAUUGCUGUUCCAAAACGCAACCCUCCCAGCCCCAUCUCCCCUCUCCCCUCUAGACACGCUUCUCAAAAGGGCGGCGUCGCACUCACCCAGCAACAGCAGCAGCAGCAGCCGCCUUCCGCUGCUCCUCCCUCACACUCUCCAAAAGAUCCGGAUACCACCUCUCACCCACA
This is a messenger RNA of Chaetomium fimeti, 1026 nucleotides long. Its product is annotated as At2g23090 like protein. The transcript has 4 exons. The coding region runs from base 317 to 556 and encodes 79 amino acids. NCBI's taxonomy places the organism in Eukaryota, Fungi, Ascomycota, Sordariomycetes, Sordariales, Chaetomiaceae. The record is from RefSeq and is a predicted model, not a curated record.